Molecule: messenger RNA, 3389 nt
Organism: Blastomyces dermatitidis ER-3
Lineage: Eukaryota; Fungi; Ascomycota; Eurotiomycetes; Onygenales; Ajellomycetaceae
Product: glutamyl-tRNA synthetase
Exons: 1
Coding region: 291-875 (194 amino acids)
Source: RefSeq, a predicted model, not a curated record
AUGAAACAAGCGGCGGAGGAGGAGAAGAAACUGAGAAGAGGGUGCGAGUGAAGACUUGAGAAACAUUCUGCCUGGCUUGCUCUCUGUCUUGCUACAGUGAUUGCCUAGGAGCGAGCUAAAGGAUAUUGCAUUUUUCCUGUCACCUUUCAGAACCAAUCCUACCCUACCCUCACAACCUAAGCUAUUCUUAACUACAAAAAUUGCGCACGAAUUGGGAAGCCUGAUUGCAUUGUGUACCUCAUUCAACGGUGUUUUCUCUCUCCCUCCCAGCCAGCGGUUAUCACCCUCCAAUGAGCUCCAGAUUUAACCAGGCGCUUGCGCGCAUUGAUGACGCUCAUCGAGAGGAUCCGAAAAUCGUCACCGUGGACGGUUCUGAAGUCGCAUACGAGCUCCACUAUGCGAAUAAAAUGACGAAGUACCUCGAAAAGCGCGCCUCUUCUGCGUCCGAAAUGCUCAAGCUGGCUGUACGCGCGCAGCAUCUCCGCCGCUGGGAAGUCCCCAGAUCGUCCUACCCAAUGACCAGACCGGGCUACUUCGCUUGGAGGAAUGCACUGAAGAAUCAGCAGGCUGAUAUUGUCAAAGAUAUUUGCCUCGAUUGCGGGUAUGAUGCAGCGGAGGCGGGGCGCGUUGCCUCAUUGGUUCGCAAAGAAAAUAUGAAGCAGGAUGAGGAGUGCCAGGCCUUGGAAGAUGUAGCAUGUCUCGUAUUUUUGGAUGACCAAUUGGAGAAGUUCGAGAAAGAACAUGACGAGGAGAAGAUUGUGAGCAUUCUAAGGAAAACUUGGGCGAAAAUGUCAGCGAAGGGACAUGGAUUAGCCUUGCAGAUUGAAAUGUCGGACCGCGCAAAGGAGCUCAUUACGAAAGCUCUAUCUCUGUGAAUUUGGAUUCGGGCACAGAUGCUGCAUUGUUCAUUUGCAGGCCCACUACCAAGAACCAAGAACCGUGCAACAGAAACUGCAAGUGACGCCAAUAUACUAAAAUUUCAAUCAAUCAAAACGGAUGCGAAAUAAGCCCACACUAUGGACACGGGUUUUGGUCCUAAUGUGAAUUCGAAACUGUAUCUAGGUAGGUAGAUCCAAGUACGAGUAACGACAGUCGGGGAACCAAAAUAACAUCUGGGGCUUUUGACCUAUCCACCAUGUUCUGUAUUAUCAAUCAGUCGAACCAAAGCAACUGCUGCCCCCGCAGCCACUCCUCCGACCAAAACCAUCUGAACUCCACCCUUUAAACCGGCUACGACAUUGUCUCUUCCCUUCCACCCUCGCACAAUGCCCGUUUUGAUAUAGCCAAACACCAACAGCGUAAUAGCCAUAACUCCUACGCUAUACUUGAGCGCUGUCAAAACCUGAUUGCAGAUAAUGUAUGGGAUGAGCGGUAUAAAUCCUCCAACGAAGUACCCUAUAGCAAGUGUGAUUGCAGAGAUAUAAGCUUGGUUGCGAUCUGGUUCAGGUUGUUUAUGGUAAAAUGCCAGCAGGAAUUCCAUCAGCUGCUUGGGGGAGCUGUGCAAUGUCGAACUCAUCUCUGAAACCGGAUGAUCGGGAAGACUAUAGGGAGCAAACACUUCUCUAACCAUUGACGUUGUCUCGCAAGAGCAUGAAGAGACAAGAUCGGUUACCUCGCGCUUGGCUGUCUCGUAUGAUUCUCUAAUAAAGGAAAGGUAACGGGUCAGCUUCGAGUCGUGAACCUGGAACCUUUGAUUUGAAAAACGCUCACAUUUCGCUUCUCGCACCCACAUAACCGCCCAGCCCCAUCGAGAUGGCCCCAGCAACGAGCUCUGCCAGGCUGCCCAGGACUACAACUUUCGUAUUGCCGAAAGCUGACAGUCCAGCACUCAAAGCGAAAGGCACCGUAAGGCCAUCUGAUAAGCCCAAUAUUGCAUCUGAUAUUACUCUAGGAUUUACCCUGCUACGUGAAGCCUGACUCUCGUCCGAAUCAUUGCUUCUGGUACGUGUGCAGGGGACAGUUCGGUACUGCAGCCAGUCUUGCGCCUCGGGGUCGGGAUCGCCUGCAGCGCGUCGCUGACACCUUCCGUGCGUACGGGGAAGCAGAGGUUCUCCUAAACAAAUUCGUUCAUUCUCGCAUGAGUUAUCAAGGCAUGCGCACGAGGGGACGGGGAUAACGGGGUACUUACUCGCAUCCUGGCUUGAAGAUCGGUGUUUCGAAAACUGAUCGUCGCCCGACGUGGUUCUACCAUUGUUUGGUGCCAUCCACGAAAAUAUGUUGCGCAGAAGGGCCAUGCACGUUCUCUCUUAAAGUUAUUGAUGGCGCCUUAGGGCAUAUCACCGGAGAGCAGGCAGAUCGGGUCGAAGAAUAGGCGUGGGAAGUCUAUAUCAAGAGGGCGUGGCGCACUAUCGAUAUCGUAGAGCUAAGGACGAUAUCAGGAGAUGAAUUGUAUAGGAUGCCUUAAGUAAAAGAGACGGCCAACGAGCGGUUGGAUGAUGUGUCAAGUUUGAGUUUUUUCUUCCUUACCCCCGUUCAACAUCAUUUUAUCUUUGUCUACCCUGCCAUUUAUACCUUGCCACCUCCCCGUGUGGUCCCAUCCUCCAACGUCAAAAGCUUCGGUUGAGCUUCCAUAGAAUUUCCAAUUCCAAACCUUGUUAGAGCCCCAGCCAAUCAGCACAGCGAUAAAUGUAAGUCAUUUGAUUUUAUGCGUCAGGAAUAUUCAAACGAAUCAAAGUCUAGUUUUAUCUCAGUAAAACUCAAGAGUCCCCCGCUCAAAAAGCAGCAUUCAACUUAUAGCGGCAUUAAAUCAUUUCUACCAUUUCUACACUAACUAGAUUAGAAAGUGAUAUCACAUAAUCUGAGCUUACUCAAUUUCUAACAGAGUGUAGAAGAUGUUAUCAACUGUGCCAAGUGCAUCUCACUAUGUAUGUAUGUGCUGUACAUUCAAAUAUAUUUCUUGUUCUUCCAGGUUCGUUUCAGGCACCUCCUUCUCGCUUCGCAUACUCCUCCUCCAUGCGCUCCUCAAACAAUCGGUCUGCUUCCUCCUUGCUCAGUUGUCCGUUUCCUGAUUGUCCAGUCGUAUGCGAUGAUGGAUCUGCAGUGGUUGUGGAACCCGGCUGUGCUUGUUGCGGUUGUGGGGGCGAUUGCGAUUGCGAUUGCUGCUGCUGCUGGUGCGAGGUAGAGGACGUGGAUCUGGUGCCAGCCCCUAAAGACGAGGUAUUGAGCGGGAUGGGCAUAUUGGUGCGAGUAGUGGGAGUGUUUGUGUUUUUAUUUGAUAGAUUGCAAAUUUGGGUUGAGUUCUCUAUGUUUGGAAAAAUAUGUAGGGUAAAAUGGUUCCCUUCGCAACAGGAUAGGUGGCAGAUUGUGGUCUUUUAUAGUGGCUUUCUGUGGCAAUUCACAGAGGAUGGCCUUCGAAAAGUUGCCUGUCCAGUCUUACAAGGAUCCUCUAA